Messenger RNA from Colletotrichum destructivum, 2393 nucleotides. Its product is annotated as Putative Cytidyltransferase-like domain, rossmann-like alpha/beta/alpha sandwich. NCBI's taxonomy places the organism in Eukaryota, Fungi, Ascomycota, Sordariomycetes, Glomerellales, Glomerellaceae. The coding region runs from base 1046 to 2392 and encodes 448 amino acids. Gene Ontology annotation, molecular function: ethanolamine-phosphate cytidylyltransferase activity. The transcript is spliced from 4 exons. Gene Ontology annotation, biological process: phosphatidylethanolamine biosynthetic process. The record is from RefSeq and is a predicted model, not a curated record. Gene Ontology annotation, cellular component: cytoplasm.
CCCGGUGUGCACGUGGGCGGUUUUUCAGUGGCCGGGUUCGGGUGUCCCUGACAGCGGAUGGGACCCAACCACGUUUUUCUUUGGUCGUUCCUGGAUGCUCUCUCUCUCUCUUUCUCUCUCUCUCUCUCUCUCCCUCUGUCUCUCUCUCUCCCUCUGUCUCUAUCUCACGUCAACUUUAAUGGAGACAACCAAGGAAUUGAAUGAGGCUCAUUCAAUAAACAUCCACCGUAUCGGGCGGAGUGUGGGGGGUUCCUCGGUGAAGAUACCGUUCGGGGCACUUGCUUCGAUCUGGGCGCACACCUCGCGCCGAUUGUGAAAGCCCAAUGAUGGAGCAGGAGGAUGCUAGGCAGAUGAAGUCAGGAAACUUCCGUAGAGAAAAUAAAAGUAAGUUCUGCUGGGAAGAAAUCAGCUGACAAGGGAUUCGCGGGCGCGGCAGAGGCGCGUACCAAAGACGCUGGUCAGGAACAUGUGCCAAUGCAUACCCACGCCGUCCGAUGUAGUGUUACUUUUUUUUUUUGUUGGGACGAAAUUGGAAGCGAAGGAACGGGUGAACGGUGAACACAUAAGGACACACAUACACACGAACACGCAGAGACACAUGUGAAAAGGGCAUUUGGACCAAUUCGGUGCCGCGGCGUCAGUGGAGGAGGCACAGAGGAAGAGCCUGGAAACGACCCCGUGGGCGCCGUUGCGUGGCCGGUCCGGCCGCUGGGAGCUCGGGUGGGUCUCGGCUAUCGCAGUGGCGCUGGAACCUCGCCAAUCACACGGCGCCGCUACGGGGGCGGGACAUCGCGGGCCACCAGUCCACCACCACCAGCUCACACGCUCAUCAAUGUCAUGCCGGCUGCUGCGCAACUCACUGUUUCCUCAUGUGAAAUCCGCCAGUCGGUGAAACGAGCCGGGACUUCAACUGCUUUUUGUCGACGCAACGUCGAAAACUUUUUUUCCUUUUAUCGGGAAGCAAACCCACAUCGUUGUUUAGCCAACCCCAACCACGGGAACCUCGAACAACUCAAACGACUUUCCGCGCACACCAUCAUCCACCAUGGUGAACACCGACCCUGAGCACCCCCCCGGCGAGCCCGCCCCCGAGAUUCUGGAGGAGCGGAUCUGGAUCGACGGCUGCUUCGACUUCUUCCACCACGGUCAUGCCGGGGCCAUCGUGCAAGCCCGCCAGCUGGGCAGCGAGCUGUACAUCGGCGUGCACUCCGACGAGGCCAUCCUCGAGAACAAGGGCCCAACAGUCAUGAACCUGCAAGAGCGCCUGGCCGCCGUCGACGCCUGCCGCUGGGUCACAAAGUCGGUCGGCCGGGCCCCCUACGUCACGCAGCUCGAGUGGAUCAGCCACUACGGCUGCAAGUACGUCGUGCACGGCGACGACAUCACCUCGGACGCCGACGGCUACGACUGCUACCGCUUCGUCAAGGAGGCCGGCCGCUUCAAGGUCGUCAAGCGCACGCCGAGCAUCUCCACCACGGACCUUGUCGGCCGCAUGCUCCUAUGUACCAAGACGCACUUCAUCAAGUCGCUCGAGAGGCAGCUGGCCGGUGACGAGGGCCAGGGCACCUCCGAGGCCGAGAUCAAGGCCGAUGCCGCGGCCAUGACGGAGCGCAUGAAGCUCUACGCCACCGACGAGACGGGCAAGAACCCGGGCGUCGAGGUGUGGUUCUGGACCGCGUCCGGGGAGGCCAAGGCCGAGGCCGCCGUCGAGGAGAAGGGCGAGUUUAGGCGGUUUCUGCCGGGCAAGGGCCCGCGGCCCGGCCAGCGCGUCGUCUACGUCGACGGCGGCUUCGACCUGUUCUCGAGCGGGCACAUCGAGUUCCUCCGCCGGGUCGUCGAGGCCGAGGAGGAGCUGGCCCGCGGGGAGGGGUGGUACUCGGAGCAGGCCGUCAACGAGCGCGUCGGCAAGGGCGGCGACUACCCGCCUGCGUACGUCGUCGCCGGCAUUCACUCGGACGACGAGAUCAACCACUGGAAGGGCAUCAACUACCCCAUCAUGAACAUUUACGAGCGCGGACUGUGCGUGUUGCAGUGCAGGUACGUCAACGCCGUAGUCUUCGGCGCGCCCUUCUCGCCGACCAAAGCCUACCUCACGACGCUGCCUUGGGGCACGCCGGACGCCGUGUACCACGGCCCGACGGCCUUCAUGCCGCUGACGUACGACCCCUACACGGCGCCCAAGGAGAUGGGCAUCAUGCGGGAAGUUGGCGAGCACGAGUUCGCCGGGGUCAACGCCGGGACGAUCGUGCAGCGCAUCAUGCGGAGCCGCGACAUGUACGAGGAGCGGCAGCGCAAGAAGGGCAUCAAGGCCGAGGGCGAGUCGGCGGCGCGGGACCGCGAGGUGUUGGAGGAGGAGCAGGCAAGGCGAGAGGCCGAGAGGGCGCGCCAGUGAG